AUGUCGGAACCGCCUUUAUAUGAUUUACCUUAUCGCGGACUGCACUCCAGAGGCAUCUUCACGGUGACCUUCUAUGGUGGUGCAAUGGAUCCCUCGGCUCCACCAAAUCAUGGUCCAACUGCUGCCACCACCCAAAUCGAAGAGGCUGUUGUCGUCGUUCUCGCCGAGGAGGAGGACGACGACGAUGGUAAUGGCAGCGAGAAUGAAGGAAUCAUCGAUGUGGCCGAGGUCGAGAAGCGGAUGUGGAAGGACAAGCUGCUGCUGACGAAGCUGAAGCAGCGGAGGGGGCAGCAGCAAGGCGGCUUCUCCGGUGCUCUGGUGGAGCCCCUGGCUAAGGAGCGGUCGCGGCGGCGGGCGAUGGCCCGAGCCCAGGACGGGGUCCUGCGGUGCAUGCUCAAGAUGAUGCAACACUGCAGCGCCCGUGGGUUCGUGUACGGCAUCGUGCCGGAGCGGGGGGACCCGGUGACAGGGUCGUCGGAGAACCUCAAGUCCUGGUGGAAAGACUCCGUCGCGUUCGACCGCAAUGCCCCGGCGGCCAUCGCCCAGUCCACGCUCGCCCAACCGAACGAACUGGUUCUGACCUCUUACAUCGAUCGCCUGCGUAUGUUACAGGACAGCACGCUCGGCUCGCUCCUCUCCGCGCUCAUCCAGCACUGCGAACCGCCGCAGCGGAGGUUCCCCUUGGAGAGGGGGCUGCCGCCUCCCUGGUGGCCGACCGGGGAGGAGCCAUGGUGGGGGGUGCAAGGCGAGGCCCACGCUCAGGGGCCUCCGCCCUACAGGAAGCCGCAUGACCUCAAGAAGGCUUGGAAGUUGAGCCUACUGACCGCCGUCAUCAAGCACAUGAGUCCAAACCUGGGCCACAUGAGGAAUCUGGUCUGGCAGUCGAAGAGGUUGCAGAACAAGAUGACCGCCAAGGAGAGCGAGGUGUGGUCGAAGAUGGUGAACCAGGAAGAAGCUCUCCUGCAGCUCGCCAACCGCUCCCUCAGGAUCUCCCCCAUUCCCGAAGAUGAAGCGGCCGGCAAUUCUGCGGCCGAGAAGGGCCCGGACGGCCGCAGGAACGACGACAAGAGGAAGUGCGAGUUCGGCGACAACUCGAGGGAGAAAUGCUCGAGAGCCGAGUUGCAGAACGGGGAUGGUAGUGGGGAGUUUGAACUCGAUUUAUCGGGGAAUUGUGUGCUCGAAGAUGAUCGGAGAGCGAUCGACGAGCUCAUGAUGCUCUACUACAGCGCUCGAGACUUCACUCGGCUAGUGUGA
Messenger RNA from Musa acuminata AAA Group (dessert banana), 1254 nucleotides. Its product is annotated as putative ETHYLENE INSENSITIVE 3-like 4 protein. Lineage: Eukaryota; Viridiplantae; Streptophyta; Magnoliopsida; Zingiberales; Musaceae. Bases 1 to 1254 code for a protein of 417 amino acids. The transcript has a single exon. Gene Ontology annotation, cellular component: nucleus. Gene Ontology annotation, molecular function: DNA binding; DNA-binding transcription factor activity. The record is from RefSeq and is a predicted model, not a curated record.